Messenger RNA from Lactuca saligna, 1755 nucleotides. NCBI's taxonomy places the organism in Eukaryota, Viridiplantae, Streptophyta, Magnoliopsida, Asterales, Asteraceae. The record is from the annotation of a GenBank genome assembly.
AUGGAGAGCCAAGGAGAAUGGCAGCAUGUUCGUCGGAAAAAAUAUGGUAGAGAUUUCGAUAUCAAUGGGAAGGCCGUCACGUUCUUCUUUCAAAAAUUUCCGUCAAAUUGGACUGAAGCAGCACUAUGGAAGACCUUUAGGAGAUAUGGAGCCAUUGUUGACGUCUACGUUGCCAAGAAGUUGAACCGGCAUAAGAUGAGGUUUGGUUUUGUUAGGUUCAUCCGAAUCACAGAUGUGCACUCUUUUGAAAAUAGGCUAAAUGGGAUCUACAUUGGAGCACAAAAGGUCGAUGUAAACGUCGCUAAAUUUGGCAGGAAGGAGUUUAUCAAUAGAAGCAAAGAGCAAGGCCGGCAAAAUGGGUCUGGACCUUCCCAAACGUCGUGCCUGAGGGGAAACAAAACUUUUGCUGAUGUGGUUAAAGGGAUAAACCACCCUGUGGAAGUUGCCAAGGAAUCGGAGAACGCAAAUGCAGAUGAGGCGAGAAGUAAGAUAAAUGAUGAGGUUCCAGGUAUGAAAACAGUUAAGUUAAUAUCCUCUGCGGAGGUAAAAGAGUACAUGCAGAAUACUCUUCUGGUCGGAGAAGUGGAAAACUUUCAAGCUCUCAUGAAUGUGAAAGCUUUUCAAGAUGUCGAGGGAUGCCAAUCGAUUUUCAUGCGAUAUCUGGGGGGACUAAAAAUGAGUCUUGAGUUCGCUAAUGUAAAUGAUAAAGACAAUUUCCUAAGGAAUGGUGAAGAAAUUUGGAAUCCAUGGUUCAAAACUCUCAAACAGUGGAGGGUAGAGGACAACCAUAAUGAAAGGGUGGCAUCCUUAAUUAUCCAGGGCGUACCCCAACAUGCGUGGUGCGAAGAAGCUUUUAGUAUCAUCGCUGGUAACUGGGGAACUGUGGUUAUUCCUGAAGAAUGUGCCACAAACUCGCCUAAUCUGGCUUUUGGUAGGGUUGGUAUCUUUACGACGCAUCCUGGUCUCAUAAGCACCUCAAUUAAAAUCCUUGUGGACGGAAUAAAUUACGACAUCAAUAUUAUGGAAGAUUUGUUUGAGUCUCUUAAGCUCAGCCCAGUUCUUGCGUCCAACGAUUACUCCCCAAAUUUGGCUUGGUGGAAUGACGGUAACGGUGACUCCCUUAUGCAAUCCGAUGAUGGUGAAUAUUCAAUGUCGGAGUUAUCUCCAGCGGAAUUUGUCAGAAGUUUCCGAUCAGAAGUUAGAGAGACGCAUGUCAGUAUCUCAUCGCCAAUUCCUAUGAAGUCACCUCGUCUUCCCAAAGCGGCUAAUUUUUGGGCUGAUAAGGAAUCGCCAUCUCAAAAGCAAAAAAGUCAUAACUCUAGCCAGGCCCAUUCCCCUAUGGAGCAUGAAAGAAGUUGGGCUAAAUCCUCCCCAAGAAAUAGGCGGUCCAAUACGGGGCCCAAUAAAUCCAUCGAUCUAAACUGCGAUCCAUCUCACUCUGUUUCCCCAAGAAAAUCAAUGAAUUCAGGUGAGGAAAAUACGUCACCGCCAGAGCCCCCACAUUCAGGUCACCAAAGUGUAUCUCUCGCCUCCUUUUCCGCCCCUCUCGCUCCCCCCUCGCCACGGAUAGAUGGGUCUCAUGUUAGGUCACCGGAGCUUCAUGAAUCCUCCCCCAAGGCAGCCUCGCAGUCUACAUCUAUGGAAGUUGCUAAGACAAUUGAUAUUGGGGAAAAAGUGGGAUUUCAGAUAAGAGGCAGGGAAGAACAAUUGAGGCAAAUGAUCAAGAACCGUGGAGUGAUUAUUGUGGACCAAUGA